Equus quagga is the source of this 3027-nucleotide messenger RNA. RefSeq names its product spermatogenesis associated 1 (gene SPATA1). Bases 279 to 1745 code for a protein of 488 amino acids. The record is from RefSeq and is a predicted model, not a curated record. NCBI's taxonomy places the organism in Eukaryota, Metazoa, Chordata, Mammalia, Perissodactyla, Equidae. The transcript has 15 exons.
CCCCAAAGUAAAUACCCAAGACAAGGUCAAUGCUAAUUAGACGCCAAAGUACAUAGGACUGGUCCACCCUAACCGCGUCCUCGGGUAUGCGGACCAGUGAUAUCCCCAAGGUCAGAACACAGCAAACUGUGCCAAAGAGCUAUGAAAUGCACGCUUUGGACGAGGCUGUGCAGGGCAUCUGCGGUAACGUGAGACUCGGGAACGCUUCGAAAACACGCUUCUUUAACCUAUAGCUUAAGUUAUGCCCAAGAAUUCGUUUUCAAGUCUGUUUUCGGCGGAUGAGAGGAGCCCGAGCGGCUCCACCCUCGGCGCGCAUGCGCGUCCUCCUCGGCCCGCGGUGCCAGCCUCUGGCAGCGGAGAGAGAGCAGGGAGCGAGAAGGGGCGGAGCCGACGGUGGGCGCGGCAGCGGCGGGACUCGAGCGCGGCCGGACGCCCAGCCUCCCUCCCUCCCUCCCUCCCCGGGAGGCCAGCUUGGGAGAGGAUCGUGGAACUAUAAAUUAAAUACCAUUUCAAUAGAAGUUGCUAACGAAUUCAUUUCAGCUGGAUUUAUAAGAGUAUCUCCUCACCUUACUUUACAAGCCUUGAGGGAGCGUCUUGGUGAGUUCCUUGGUGAAGAUGCUGUUGCAGAAAAAUUUUUAUUUCUGAAAUGCAUUGGAAAUAAUCUAGCUGUGGUGAAGACAAAGCAAGAAUCAGAACUGAAACUCAAAUCAUUUGCUCCUCCGUAUGCUCUUCAACCAGAAUUAUAUUUGCUUCCUAUAAUGGAUCAUUUAGGAAAUACUUAUUCAGUGUCAACUGUUUCUGUAGAAGGGCUGCAGACUAAUAAUGGUGUUGCUGAGGCUGAUGAAAUAAUCCACAAACCAGUUAGUGUAACUUUGUCAAAGGAAGAACCUGGAACAGAUCCCAGCUUUUUAGAAAACACUUUGAAAGAGCUCCUUAACAAGAAUCCAGAAGAAGCUUGGGGAAAAGCCACUCCAAAAGAAAGCCAGACUGGAAAAAAUCAAACUGGAAAUUCUGAAUUGCCAGGAUCAUUGGAAGAUUCAGACAAUGAUUAUUUUAGCAGCAGAGAAAGUCAGUUGUUUCAGAAAAAUGAAGAUGAUAGAGGUAAUAUCAUUAGAAGAGAGGACAAUCAGAUAGGUAAAAAAGAGUGUGUCACCCUACCAGAUCUUAUUGAUUUUCCUUCACUUCCUGCUCUUUCUCCAGGAAUAACUAUCUCCUUAUUACAGAUUGAGAGAGAGAAGAUUAUUGAACAAAUGAAACAAGUAAAAGAAGAAAGAAGAUAUCUGGAAAGAAUUAGAGAAGAACUAGUAAAAAAAGUUGAAAAGCUAUUUGAACAAAGCAGAUUGAAGAGGUAUCAAGCCUCUGAUGGUUGGAAGAAAAAGUACUUUGAAACAAAGAAAGUUACAGCAUCAUUGGAAGAAGUUUUAACAAAACUUAGAGAAGAUCUGGAACUGUAUUAUAAAAAAUUGCUCAUGCAACUUGAAGCCAGGGAGAUCAAGAUGAGACCAAAGAAUCUGGCAAACAUCACAGACUCUAAGAAUUACCUUAUAAUCCAGAUCACUGAGGUACAGCAUGCAAUUGACCAACUUAAGAGAAAAUUGGAUACUGACAAAAUGAAACUCAUAAUAGAUGUUAAGAUGAGAAAACAAGCAGUUUCAGAUUUACGCACAUUGAAAGCUGAACUAGCACAGAAGAAAAUGAAUACAUCUUUACAAUCUCAAUUAGUUCCUGGAAAUGUGCCUAGUUAGGAGCUCAACAGAUGAUUUUGCUUGUGAUGAAUUGGCCAAAUCAAAAGAAAAAUCCCUUCAGCUGAAAUGGGAAAUGGAUUAAAGAAAGGCUAAAACUGGAGGCAGAAUAUCUAUUAGGAAACCUGUUGGAAAAAUCCAGGCAAGAAAUGAUGGGGACCUCAACUAAAGCUGUGGAGCGGCAGAGAUAAGUGAGAUGAAUGAACAGAUCUGGAAGAUCCUAAGGAGGCAAAUUAACAGGACUUCAUGACUGACUGGAUGAGUAAGGUAAGAGAAAGGGAGGAGGUUGACAAUACUCAAGUUUCUGGCUGCUGCAGGUGGAACCAUAGAUACUGCAUUUACUAUGAAUGAUUUUUGGUGAACCUGACUUCUUAGAAUAGUACUCAAGUUAAAUUCUAAGACAGCUGAUGUUAUAUUUCUUCAGUAUUUCCCCCCACAGAUAAUUCUAGAAGCACGGAAGGCUCACUGAUCAUUUUUAUUUUAUUCCAAAUAAGGUGUCAAUUCAUUGAUUCAGCAAAUACUUAUUGACUUUCCAAUAAGGUCUAGGUAUAAGGAGGGUACAUUGCUAGGCAUUAGUGACAAAGAGGUUAAAAAGAGAGACCAACCAGGUCCGUUAGUUACUUAAUUACAAUAGUGUUAAGGGGGAAAUGGCAGGGGGAGGGGUCCCUACAGCAUAUAAAGGGGAUCUGCUACCCUGGUAGGGCAGGAAAACUUCCCCUGAGGACUACACACUUUUAGGGGAGGACUAAAAUCUAGGGAGUGACCUGGACAGAAUACAGAAGGGGUACUUGUGGACAAAAAAGCAUUCUCAGCAGAGGGAACAAAAAAGGGCAAAAGUUUCAAUACCUCAGGAGAAUUAUGAAUUUCUGGAACCAAAAGGAUGUGGCUAGAGCACAUAAAUCCUGUCAGUACGUGGAAUCAGAUAGAACUACUAAGGUAGGUGGUGGCAAGAUCAAGUAAAGCUUUUGUAUUUUAUCCUGAGAUCAACGGAAAGCCAUUAGAGUGUUUUAAGCAGGGGUGGGGCAUAAGAUUUGCAUUAAAAAAUAAGAGAGAGAAAGCAAGCAAGAGAGAUCACUGAACUGCUCUGGGGAGAAUGGAUGGGAGAGGAGCAGUGGUGGGGAGAGCUAGCUAUAAAAGUUAAACCAGACAUUUCUUAAUUUUCUCAAUCUCUCUCUUUUUUUUUUUUUUGCUUUGCUUUUCAGAGUUUACGCAUAACUCAUUUUUCUGCUAAGCAAUUGCCCACUAAAAUAAUAAAAAUUACAGAAUAUGAAAUUGAACAACUCAU